CACGAAUGGUGCGCCUUCCUUGAAUGUGUUUGUGUAUAAAACCGUUGUGAAUGAUUGAAUAAAAUGAGUAGCUUUAAAAGCUAGAAUGUCCGAUGACUUGUUUAUUGAUCCAAAACUUGAACUUCUGGUUCCAGAUUGACUGAUCAUGAAUGACCCGCCCAUCAUCGAGCCCGCUGCGGGCAAACUCAACAUGGAUGCCAGCACCUGGGAAGGUUACCUCAACGGGUUUCUUUUGUGGGCUGCUCAAGAGCCUUACACCUUCAUCUUCUACGUGUUGCUCAUCUUGUCUCCAUUCUUCGCACUCUCGGCCGUUUUAUCCUACAAACUAUCCAAAGCUAUCGAAAAGCAAGAGGGCGAGAUGAAGAAGCGUCAAAAACCAUCCAGACGAGCCAAGAAGGACGACUAAGACAAUGGAGGAGAACAGUCCGGAAACAGCACGCUAAUGCAACCAAGUAGCUAAUCUUGAUUGCUUUUUUUUAGACAUAUUAAACACCUUUUGAUAUUAGUAA
This is a messenger RNA of Tigriopus californicus, 509 nucleotides long. Its product is annotated as small integral membrane protein 15-like. The record is from RefSeq and is a predicted model, not a curated record. The coding region runs from base 146 to 406 and encodes 86 amino acids. NCBI's taxonomy places the organism in Eukaryota, Metazoa, Arthropoda, Copepoda, Harpacticoida, Harpacticidae. The transcript is spliced from 2 exons.